This is a messenger RNA of Saccostrea cuccullata (small rock oyster), 342 nucleotides long. RefSeq names its product C-type lectin domain family 4 member D-like. The annotation marks the transcript as partial. NCBI's taxonomy places the organism in Eukaryota, Metazoa, Mollusca, Bivalvia, Ostreida, Ostreidae. The record is from RefSeq and is a predicted model, not a curated record. The transcript is spliced from 3 exons.
ACUGUGGUAUACCCCAUGUAGAAGGAGCUGAUAUAAAUAAUACAGACAGAUGGGACGGAAUAGGGAUCCUGAGAAGAAUGUAUAUCAAAUGCUACCAGGAGUUUUAUCUGACUGGAUCCAGGUUUCUGACAUGUCAAUCAACGGGAGCGUGGACGAUGGGUCCAAGUUGUGAAUGGAAGAUGUAUGAAGACCACAUCUACUUACUCCAAGCAUCAAAUCUUACUUGGCAGGAAGCCAAGGAGAAAUGUGAAGGAUUCCAGGCGUAUUUGACAGAAAUAAACUCAGAAAAUGAAAAUAUCUGGAUAACAAACACUCUGAUGAAUCCCUUCUUUGGAAAUACAU